GGACAGGAUACCGUUAAUUAUCCGGAUUCUAUUGACCCCGUUUCAGAACGGUUUCGUAAUGCCGACGACGACGAUCAAGUCCACUACUGCGUCCCAUGCCAUUGCUUAUCACAAAUUGGAGAUCCAGCACUCAAAGGAAGACGUCGCCGAGCUCAAACGUCUCAUCGAGACCGCCACCGUGACCUUGGACGAACGACGGCAACGCUACGAGGCUCUCACUGCUGAGGCCGCCCAUCGCCGUGCCAAGAUGGCCCAGCUCGUGCAAGACGAGCUAGCCGUGCGCAAGCAGCAGGACGAGGCCAUCAAGAGUCGCUUUAAACUGCAGCGCCGACUGUCUGACGUGGGAGGCCACGAGAACGCCCUCAAGAUGCUCAUUGCGACGCUAGCUGCAACCAAGAACGACGUGCAGAACGUGCGCCAGUCCAAAGCAACGUUGUCGGCCGCACACAAGGACAUGGAGAAGGAGAUCGCGUCGUUGACGGCGGCCGUGCAAAAAGCCAAGGCAACCAUCGAGACUUUGAAUCGCGACCGCCAAGCUCUUGAAGCCAAGAAACUUGACGUCGACGGCAAACUGGCCAAAAUUGCCGCGUUCCUCACGUCCCCAUAGUCAUGUACGACUAGAAUAUAUAUAUAAAAUACCAUGCAAUUCGUAUAUAUAUUAUAUAUAUACCACCCCUGUACAGUACACUAACUAGUACAUAUGUACUAGCAGUUAUUAGUAUCCACCAACUGUCAGCACCAAACCAACAAUAUAUGCUCUAAAUUUCUUUAACAGCUUCUACCACCUUUUGCCAGCAUAAUUGUUGGCCUUGGUCGCAUUGUUUCCCCCUUGGUUGCCGGGGGGGUUCUUUCGGCUGCUUUGGGUGCCUCGGACGUUCGAGUUGGUUGCGUUCGAGUUGUUGAGCUGGUUUUUCGAGUUAUUGUCGUACUUGCGGCUGUCGUUGCGGCGCUGGUACGAGCUAUCGUGGUGGGGGUCCUUGGGGUUGUUCGUGUGAGCCGAGCGCAGGUCCAUCAUACGCUCAUUGUUUUCCACAAUCGUGCCAAUCUUGUCGCUAUACUGGAGCGCCAGCUGCUGCAGCCGCGUGCGCUCGACCUUGUGCAGCACAAUCGUCUGGGAGCCUUGGUCCCACGCGCCUUGCAGUUCUUCGUUGAUCAUCAUCUUGGACACGACCGAGUGCACCGUCUUCGACUCGAGCUCAAACAUGGCGCACAGCUGCGCCAAGUCGAGCGAAUCGUACUCCUCCGAGAACGCCAUCAAGUACGACCGCAGCGACUCGACUUGGAUCUUGUGCUGCACCAGCGCCUUGACCUUGUCGGACGUGCCCGUGCCCGGCAGCAGAUCCCACACCGGCAGCCCGCAGAUGAGGGCGACGCUGCGCUGCCACUGGCCCUGGGACAAGUACUUGGCGGCUGCGACGAUGUGAUCGCGCGUGUUCUCGGGGGGACCGGCAAACACGAGUCGGUCGUGGAACUCGAGCAGCUUGCGGAACGCCUUCGAGAUGACGCGGCGGCGGUCCUGCGUGCGGGACAGCACCAUGUUGGGCACUUCGAGCAGCAUGGCGGACGUCAAGUGCGCCACUUCCAGCAGCUCGAGGUUGAUGUGCAUGUGGUACGGCACUUGGCGGCGCUUUUCGAGGCGCUCUUCGUCCGCGUUACGCUCCUGGUGGCGGAACGACGCCAUCCCCUGCGCCAGCAGUUCCUUGGUCUUGGAACCCGUGCAAAUCUCACUCAAACACGCGUGCGCUUCCCACGUGAGCCCGAGGCGAAACGCGCACAGCCCCAGC
Aphanomyces astaci is the source of this 1784-nucleotide messenger RNA. RefSeq lists its product as hypothetical. Bases 59 to 607 code for a protein of 182 amino acids. NCBI's taxonomy places the organism in Eukaryota, Oomycota, Saprolegniomycetes, Saprolegniales, Verrucalvaceae. The record is from RefSeq and is a predicted model, not a curated record. The transcript is spliced from 2 exons.